This is a messenger RNA of Musa acuminata subsp. malaccensis (wild Malaysian banana), 3463 nucleotides long. The record is from RefSeq and is a predicted model, not a curated record. NCBI's taxonomy places the organism in Eukaryota, Viridiplantae, Streptophyta, Magnoliopsida, Zingiberales, Musaceae.
CCGUCCCUCUGGCCGUCGACUGCCUCUCGCCUUAACUUCUUCUUUGGUUCGUGAUAGAACCGGUGAGCAAUCGUCCUCGCUAAUUCGUAUGACGGGGCAAUAGGCCUGUGGACUACCUUCCCAAGUUCUGAUGCCAUCCUUCUUGUUUAGUUUCUUAACCCUCCCUUUCUUGAUCCUGUGAUUUGAUGUUUUCUUUCUUGACUUAUCCACAUUCUGAGCUUCGAUUGAAGAUUCGAUUGUGUUGGGAGCGAGCAAUGCAAUGGCGUUGGUUUCUUUGCUUCCUGGUCCAUGACAUAAUCGAUGUGUGAACUCAAUAUCCGCUACUUAACACAUAAUCUUGAGUCCUUGGUGUCAGCUUCAGUAGAUAAAUUUCACUGAGACGAUACUUUGCAACUCUGGUAUUCUUUGUAAUAAUUUAUCAUCAAGGUUGUUCAGAACCCUUAUGCAUCUGACUGGCUGAGUGAAUGUGAUGGAUGGAAAUGAUGUUGCUACUGAUUAUAUGGUAGCCAAACUAAUUGAUAUGGGUUUUGAAUUUGCUAAAGCUACAGAGGCAAUAGAAGUUGUUGGCCCAUCACUUGAUGAUGCAGUAGAAUUCAUCUUGAAUGGCUCUUGUAAGAGCAAUAAUAAUGGACGGGCAUAUCACUUUUUAAGUUGUUCGACCAGUCAAAGUUUUGAUGAAGAAUAUGGACCAUCACAUGCUCCGAAAAGGAUGAAGCAGUCAAAUAUAACAGAUCAUCUUCCGCCAUUGUGUGGAACAGAUAAAAAUGCUCCUCACAAUGCUUCUGGAGUUUCCUUUUCUGGAACUGGUGGCACAGGGAGAUCAAAGUGCAGAAAAUUAGAUCAGCAGACAAUUUCUAAUGUUUGUGCGGCUUCUGAACUGUAUUCCGCUUCAGAAUCUGCUCAGCAGGUUCCUGAAAAUGAUGUGAAUGACACAGAGUUGGUGUCACAUGGAAAUAGAAGGUCACAGUCACGUAGCUUGUUCAAUCAAGAAGUUGAAUUAGACUGGGAGCAAAAAAUUGGCGAUAUUUUGAAAAAACAUUUUGGAUUCUUCUCCUUAAAGGGUUUUCAAAAGAAAGCUUUGGAGGCUUGGUUAGCUAAUAGGGAUUGUCUUGUUCUUGCUGCCACAGGAUCUGGAAAAUCUCUCUGCUUUCAAAUUCCAGCAUUGUUGACAAGCAAGAUCGUGAUUGUCAUAUCACCAUUAAUAAGUCUGAUGCAUGAUCAAUGUUUAAAACUGGCAAAACAUGGGGUAUCUGCAUGCUUCCUUGGGUCUGGACAACCUGACAGUACUGUUGAGUACAAAGCCAUGUGUGGUAUGUACAAGAUAGUUUAUGUUUGCCCUGAGACAAUAUUAAGACUUAUAGAACCACUUAGGAGGCUUGCAGUAAAUCCAGGGAUUGCAUUGUUUGCCAUUGAUGAAGUUCAUUGUGUUUCUAAGUGGGGCCAUGAUUUUCGACCUGAUUACAGGCGAUUGCGAAUGUUGAGAGAGAACUUCAAUUCCUGCAAUCUUAAGUCACAACAGUUUGAUAUUCCCUUGAUGGCGUUGACUGCUACUGCAACAAUUCCUGUUCGAAAAGACAUUAUCGAGUCCUUACAUAUGUCAAAGGAAACAGAGAUCAUACUGACUUCUUUUUUCAGACCAAAUCUUCGAUUCUCAGUUAAACAUAGUAGGACAUCUUCAGUGUCAUCAUAUGCUAAGGAUUUCAAGGAUCUUAUAAGGAAUUACAUGGUGCCAAAAAUGACAAGCAGAAAAGGACAUAAAAAUAUCUCAUAUGAAGAAAACGAUAAUUCUGAGAACUAUUCUUCAGGCUAUGACAUGUCUGCGGAAGACGAAAGUUCACUGCUUGACAGUGAAGAAGAUGAGGAUGAUAAUAUAUGUGACAAUUAUAAGGUUAAUUUAACUGAAGAUUCUUCUUCUUUGAAGGAAAAUCAACUGACUGUCGAGUACCUGGAAGAUGAUCUGGACAUUCCUUAUGUUGUGGAUGAUUUGGAUGUUUCUUGUGGUGAGUUCCCUGGUACUUCUGCAGCUGAGAAUUUGAAGACACCUGGCACAUCUGAAUUAUAUGAUAUACAAGGAUCUUUAGAAGAAGGUCCAACAAUUAUCUAUGUUCCUACCAGAAAAGAAACUUUAAAAAUAGCUGAGUACCUUUGUAAGUCUGGUGUCAGGGCUGCAGCAUAUCAUGCAAAGCUUGCAAAAACCCACCUGAGGCAUGUCCAUGAUGAGUUCCAUCAAGGUUCUCUACAGGUUGUGGUGGCAACAAUUGCUUUUGGAAUGGGUAUUGACAAGUCAAAUGUUCGAAGAAUCAUUCAUUAUGGUUGGCCACAGAGUUUGGAAGCAUAUUAUCAAGAAGCUGGUCGAGCUGGUAGGGAUGGAAAGCUUGCAGAUUGUACGUUAUAUGCUAAUUUAUCAAGAAUACCAACACUUCUUCCUAGUCAAAGAAGUGAUGAACAGACAAAACAAGCAUAUAAAAUGCUGUCUGAUUGUUUCCGGUAUGCUAUGAACACAACAACUUGCCGAGCCAAAAAAUUAGUGGGGUACUUUGGGGAAGAAUUCUGUCAUGACGGGUGUCAUUUAUGUGAUAUAUGUGUUGCUGGACCUCCAAAGACUCAGAAUAUGAAGGCUGAGGCAGUUAUUUUUCUGGGAGUGCUGAAAGCUGAAAGUGGGCAUACUAGUGAUGGAUAUGUAUAUGAUACUGGCAACAAGAUGCUUAAAGGGAGGUCAAACCUCAGGGUGGUGAUCAGCCGAAUAAGGGAACAGUCUCAUAAAUUUGCUACCGUCGACCGGCUAUGGUGGCAAGGUCUUGCACGCAUAUUGGAGAACAUGGGGUACAUCAGAGAACGAGAUGAUAUGGUCCAUGUAUCGAUACGAUUUCCUGAGCUAACAGAAUUGGGCUUAAGAUUUCUCCACUCUGAAUCAGAAAAGGAUUUUUUCGCGCAUCCAGAAGCAGAUAUGCUACUCGCAACCAAAGAGGACCAGCCAUAUUCUACUUUCUCCGAGUGGGGCCGAGGUUGGGCUGACCCCGAGAUUCGCCGUCAGCGUCUCCAAGGCAAAAGACAUCGGAGGAGAAAAGGAAGAAAACGCUCUCAGAAGUACAACGCACAUAAUCCCAGCACAGUCAGAGGAAGGUUGGCUGCAAAGCUUUCAAUACGAACAAAACAUUGACUCCGUUGGAGAAGAAUCGAUGAGGUUUAGGAAACGCUUUAUUUUCUGCACAACUAUGCCCAAAGUUCCCCGAACGUAGAGGAUGGUAUAUGCAAGGCUUCCAGCUCCGUAUCAUCCAUGGCACAGUUGGUGGAGAGUGAGGUCUUGUUCUUCGCAUGCCUUUUUUACUUUCGUUGCCAGAAUUAAAGGCAUCAUUUUUCUUCUUUUUUCCUGUCAAAUUUUUAGCCACUGUUGACUGUUCAUUGAAUUUUACCCCUUCAUGUUCAGGAGAACCUUAUUGUUGGUGCAGAGGGGGUUUUGAUA